This is a messenger RNA of Staurois parvus, 536 nucleotides long. Lineage: Eukaryota; Metazoa; Chordata; Amphibia; Anura; Ranidae. The record is from the annotation of a GenBank genome assembly.
AUGAAUGCUGCUGAGUUGUCAGUCUUAAGCUCAAAAAGAAUUGUUGAUUUUGAGAAUGUCCACGCUGAACUCGCUUGUCUUAAGAAAAGGCUGCUGCAGCACUAUAAAAAAGUGAAAUUUCCAUCGUUUCAACUGGAAAAGCUGAAAAACGUAAGAAAAAACUUAGCAGAAGAAAAGCACACGUUGGAACAGAACCAGGAGAUGUUGGAGUACCUAAAUAGUGAAGUUGAAAAGGCUGUGGAGAAAUCAUAUGCCAUAGAAGAGUCUACAAAGGCUUUAGAAGAGCGGCUUGAGUCCCUAAAAAACAGCAAGCAGCAGAGGAUGCUGAAAGCUUGGGUGAUGUCACAAAUUCUGACUCCUUGCAGCUUCCGAAAGCUACUUUUAUGGCUUCUACAUUCCAAGAAAAAGUGAGAAAGUUGAAGAGUCCCAAUGCUGUUUUAGAAGAACUUACCUUGAUGGAAGAAAAUCCAGCCUACUGUGGCAUGCGUAAACUAAUUGAGAAGACCUUCGAUGAAAUUUCUGAUUCCACAUCCUAG